Coccomyxa subellipsoidea C-169 is the source of this 576-nucleotide messenger RNA. RefSeq lists its product as hypothetical. Gene Ontology annotation, molecular function: calcium ion binding. The transcript has 5 exons. Gene Ontology annotation, cellular component: photosystem II oxygen evolving complex; photosystem II; extrinsic component of membrane. Gene Ontology annotation, biological process: photosynthesis. NCBI's taxonomy places the organism in Eukaryota, Viridiplantae, Chlorophyta, Trebouxiophyceae, Coccomyxaceae. The record is from RefSeq and is a predicted model, not a curated record. Bases 1 to 576 code for a protein of 191 amino acids.
AUGGCAAAGACGACGGCGCCAGCAAGAGAGAUAUCUGAGAAGCCGAGGUCAGGAGGAAUGGAGCUGGACAGACGGUCUCUCCUGACCGGCUGGAUUGCCGCGCAGGGAGCAGCUCCUGGGAACAAGGGCUUCACUGGUGCCACUGGCACAAGAAGAGCGCUGGCAUGGUACCCUGAGGGCGGCACGGACACAAAUGUGACGGUGCUGGUCACCAAUGUGGGUGCUGACUACACCGCACUGGGCAGCUUUGGCAGUGCAGACAGUUUUGGCGAGAACCUCAUUGCCUCUUUGGAUCGAUCCUUCCUUUUGCGCGGAGGCAUGAAUAGGCCUCAAUCAAGAGCAAAACUGCUGGACGCCAAGUCGCGGUCUGGCAUGUAUUUCUUGGAGUACACCGUGCAGAAGCCUGAGGAGAUCGAGCCUCGCCACUUCCUGUCGGCUGUGGCGCUCGGCUUUAAUGGGCGGUACAAUCGCUUCUACACUCUGACUGCCCAGUGCCCAGAGGCUGACUUGUCCACGUACAGGGCUACCCUUGAAGGAGUCGUCAACAGCUUCAGACCGCCCGCACCCAUCAUGUAG